Messenger RNA from Mesocestoides corti, 814 nucleotides. Lineage: Eukaryota; Metazoa; Platyhelminthes; Cestoda; Cyclophyllidea; Mesocestoididae. The record is from the annotation of a GenBank genome assembly.
AGCACAAGAGUCAGACGAAGAGUCUGGGGAUGAAACCAGUUCUGAUAGUGGUGAAGAUGAGCAAGGCCAUUAUCCACUUGCCCAGGAUCCCAACGCAGAACUGCCACCCGAGCACUGGCACAUCGGAAAAUUGGUCAAGUACCUAAAAGGUGGAAACCAAACGUCGACAAUCAUAUCUCUGUGUGCGCUUCUUGAUAUGCCCUUAAAUACUGAGGUUUGUCAGUUUGCUGUUCGGGACACGGGUGGUGUAGAAGUGUUAAUAAAUCUCCUAGAGACGGAUGAGGUUCGCUGCAAGUUAGGGGCUCUGAAAAUCUUAAAAGAAAUAUCCCAGAAUGCAGAACUGAGACAAGCAAUUUCAGAUCUAGGCGGAAUUCCUCCAAUGGUGGAGCUACUGCGUUCACCAAAUCGUGAUCUUAAAUGUCUCGGUGCGGAGGCGAUCGCAAAUGUGGCGAAAUUCCCAAGGGCUCGACGCACAGUUCGGAAGCACGGUGGCAUUAAAAAGCUAGUUGCCCUGCUAGAUGUGCCUAAUUACGACAAAGAUGCCACUGGCCCCGAGGUCGAGCGAGACAUUGAAGUGGCGCGUUGCGGCGCCCUUGCUCUCUGGUCAUGUUCGAAAUCUGUGAAGGCAAAAGUAGCUAUGAAAAAGGCCGGUGUCAUCUCGCUCCUUGCGCGCCUCCUCAAGUCACCUCACGAGGCUCUUCUUAUUCCUGUCGUAGGCACGCUAGAGGAGUGUCUGAAUGGUCACAUGGAUAGACCGGGUGGUGGUGGUGGUGGUGGUGGUGGUGGUGGUGGUGGUGGUGGUGGUGGUGGUGGU